Molecule: messenger RNA, 2299 nt
Organism: Monopterus albus (swamp eel)
Lineage: Eukaryota; Metazoa; Chordata; Actinopteri; Synbranchiformes; Synbranchidae
Gene: adss2l
Product: adenylosuccinate synthase, like
Exons: 13
Coding region: 124-1545 (473 amino acids)
Biological process (GO): IMP metabolic process; 'de novo' AMP biosynthetic process
Cellular component (GO): cytoplasm
Molecular function (GO): adenylosuccinate synthase activity; GTP binding
Source: RefSeq, a predicted model, not a curated record
CUUAUGUUGAGAUUCAGAUGAAACAACACUGCCCUCUAGCGGUGAAACUACAGACGAGCACUUCCCAUGAUGCAGAGAAACGCGGUAAAACGAUAUUCCGGGUUGUAGAAGAAGCUUGGUAGCAUGGCAUCAGAUAGUAACGUGGCUAAAGUUAACGGACGAGGGACCAGCUCCUUGAAUGGAGAGCCUGUCGUUAAGCGACCGCGGGAGAGCGUUUCACAGGCGUCGUCGCUCCGAAUCCCGAAAGAGCCUCAGAACAAAGUGACCGUUGUGCUCGGAGCGCAGUGGGGCGACGAGGGCAAAGGAAAAGUUGUGGACUUGCUCGCAAUGGAUGCCGAUAUUGUAUGCAGGUGUCAGGGAGGCAACAAUGCAGGCCACACAGUGGUGGUGGACUCAGUGGAGUAUGACUUCCACUUACUGCCCAGUGGAGUGCUCAACAAGAAGGCAGUCUCCUUCAUUGGCAAUGGAGUAGUGAUCCAUCUCCCAGGUCUGUUUGAGGAGGCUGAAAAGAACCUGCAGAAAGGCAAAGGAUUACAAGGAUGGGAGGAGAGGUUAAGGAUCUCUGAUCGAGCCCACAUUGUGUUCAACUUCCAUCAAGCUGUUGAUGGAAUCCAGGAGCAGCAGCGGCAGAAACAAGAAGGGAAAAAUUUGGGAACCACUAAAAAGGGCAUUGGCCCUGCCUACUCCUCCAAAGCUGCUCGCAAUGGUCUGCGAAUCUGUGACCUCAUCUCAGACUUCAAGGUUUUCGAAGACAAGUUCCGUAUGUUGGCAGAACAUUUCCUGACCAUGUAUCCUAACCUGAACAUUGACAUCGACAGUGAACUGCAGCAGCUGAAGGGAUAUGCUGAGAGGCUGCGUCCUCUGGUGACUGACGGUGUGUACUUCAUGAACAAAGCUCUUACUGGACCCAGUAAGAAAAUCCUGGUGGAGGGAGCCAAUGCUGCUCUCCUGGACAUUGACUUUGGGACAUAUCCUUUUGUGACGUCUUCUAACUGCACUGUGGGAGGAGUGUGCACUGGCCUUGGCGUGCCACCGUCAUAUGUUGGCCGAGUGUAUGGCGUUGUCAAAGCAUACACCACCAGGGUCGGCGUUGGCGCUUUCCCAACAGAGCAGGAUAAUGAGAUCGGGGCACUGUUACAGUCCAGAGGGAGAGAGUUCGGUGUGACGACGGGUAGAAAGAGGCGCUGUGGUUGGCUGGACCUGAUUCUGGUUAGAUACGCCCACAUGGUCAAUGGCUUCUCUGCGAUUGCACUGACAAAGUUGGACAUUUUAGACACGUUGCCUGAGAUUAAAGUGGGUGUGGCCUACAAGGUCGAUGGACAAUGUCUACCAAGUUUUCCUGCAAACAUGGAUGUUUUGACGGAAGUGUCAGUGGAGUAUGAGACGUUCCCAGGGUGGUGCUGCAGCACCGAGGCGGCUCGGAGCUUUGAGGAGCUGCCACCACAGGCACAAAAUUAUAUUCGGUUCACUGAGGACUUCCUGCAAGUGCCAGUGAAGUGGGUUGGAGUUGGCAAGUCCAGAGAGAGCAUCAUCAAAUUGUUUUGAUCCCUUUGCAUUUUCCACAUCUUGUCGUCGUCCUCAGCGACUACUCAGACAGUGACUGCAGGUUCUCAUAGGUUAGCAGAAGAGGUGGCUCGAUCCUAAAGGACAUUUCACCAGUGAGGCAAUUUGGUAAACUUUUAGUUGCAGCUUGUGCACCACAUAUACAACUAAUCCUCCUGCAUAUAAUUUCAGCAUAUAUUGCUUUCUAUAUUUAUUGGUGUUAAUUUUUAUAAACCUGGUGUAAAUGGGUCGAUCAGUCUUUGUUCCAUUCCACAGUACAACACGCAACUUAAUUUAACAUUUUAGGUGAACUAGCUUUGACAUUUGUUCCCCAUGUUAGUUUUCUUCCUUCCUUUCGAAGAACAGCCAAUGAAGAGAUGUAGUAUCCUUCAUAUUAAAGAGCGUCAUAAUAAAGCAAGAGAUUAUUUUCAGUCUUUGUAAAGAAAUUUUAAAAAAAUGAUUUAAAGCCACUGCCAUCAGUAUGAUUGUGAAAUUUUCCAUUGGAUCGUUUUCAACUACUGUAAGAAAAACAUGCAGCCCAAUUUUGGUUUGUAACAGUAUUUUCAUAAUGGUUGUUGGAAUGAACAUAGUGCUUUUUAAAUAGGAAAAAUAAGUAGAAAUUCUGUGUGUAGAUGGAAAGAAAAGGUGGGCGGUAAUGUACAUCGCAUUAGGUUCUAUGCCAUUUCUUUCAUUUUCCCAGUAAUGUAAAAGACUUAUUUGGCUGGCUAUUAUCCAUUAAAGGAAACCAUAACAUUAA